This is a messenger RNA of Acanthosepion pharaonis, 849 nucleotides long. The record is from the annotation of a GenBank genome assembly. NCBI's taxonomy places the organism in Eukaryota, Metazoa, Mollusca, Cephalopoda, Sepiida, Sepiidae.
AUGCCUGUCAUCUAUCUAUCUAUCUUUCUCCCAUCUGAUGCCUGUGUGUAUCUAGGUAUCUUUCUUACAUCUGAUGCCUGUGUGUAUCUAGGCAUCUUUCUUACAUCUGAUGCCUGUGUGUAUCUAGGUAUCUUUCUUACAUCUGAUGCCCGUGUGUAUCUAGGUAUCUUUCUUACAUCUGAUGCCUGUGUGUAUCUAGGUAUCUUUCUUCCAUCUGAUGCCUGUGUGUAUCUAGGUAUCUUUCUUCCAUCUGAUGCCUGUGUGUAUCUAGGUAUCUUUCUUCCAUCUGAUGCCUGUGUGUAUCUAGGUAUCUUUCUUCCAUCUGAUGCCUGUGUGUAUCUAGGUAUCUUUCUUCCAUCUGAUGCCUGUGUAUCUAGGUAUCUUUCUUUACAUCUGAUGCCUGUAUCUUUCUUCCAUCUGAUGCCUGUGUAUCUAGGCAUCUUUCUUCCAUCUGAUGCCUGUGUGUAUCUAGGCAUCUUUCUUCCAUCUGAUGCCUGUGUGUAUCUAGGUAUCUUUCUUCCAUCUGAUGCCUGUGUGUAUCUAGGUAUCUUUCUUCCAUCUGAUGCCUGUGUGUAUCUAGGCAUCUUUCUUACAUCUGAUGCCUGUGUGUAUCUAGGUAUCUUUCUUCCAUCUGAUGCCUGUGUGUAUCUAGGUAUCUUUCUUCCAUCUGAUGCCUGUGUGUAUCUAGGUAUCUUUCUUCCAUCUGAUGCCUGUGUGUAUCUAGGUAUCUUUCUUCCAUCUGAUGCCUGUGUGUAUCUAGGCAUCUUUCUUCCAUCUGAUGCCUGUGUGUAUCUAGGUAUCUUUCUUCCAUCUGAUGCCUGUGUAUCUAGGUAUCUUUCUUCCAUCUGA